UACAGUGGGAGGGACAACCCCGCCCAGUAUUUCAGUUUCAAACCAGCCUUCCAGGGGAGAGAGGGACAGGGCUAGAGUCGCUACAGGGUGGGAGGAAGAGGAGGUAUUGAAACCAGCCACAAAAAUCCCAGGCAAAAAGCGGUCCAACAAAACUAGUUCGAAAGUGGAUGCUUUUUACUGGCCUGACGAUGCGGAAGUAGCAAAUGCACGGAAGUUUGGAGGAGAAACUUCAGAAUACGGGUUUGUUUUGAGAAGGGGGACAGAGAGAGAGGAGACUGGAAGAUGGACAAAGCCAUCAAAGAGGGACAGUUGUAUGUCUUGCUACUUAAAUUCGGCAAGAAACACUGGAAGAAGAAUUGGUUUGUCUUGUAUCCAGCCAGCCAGAAUGGGAUCUCCCGGUUGGAAUUCUAUGACAGCAAGGAUGGGGCCAACUUGUCGGAGAAGCAGGCCACCAAAAAAAUGGACAAAAAGAUUAUCCGGCUGUCUGACUGCAUAAGCAUUGCACACAUACCAAGCGAAGUCUGUCCGAAGGAGUCCAUGUCUGCUUUCACCAUUGAAACAGCAGAGAAGCUGUACACCUUUGCUGCAGAAAAACAAACGAGUGCAGACUGGGUCGAGAAACUCUGUGAAACUGCAUUUCCAACUCCUGAUCCCUGCUGUGGAGCAAACUCAAAACCUUUGGAGAUGGCAGAGAACAGUAUCUACUACUCUCGAUCUGAAGUGAAUGAGUUCUGGGUGAACGUGCAGAAGACAGAAGCAGCAGAGAGAUGUAAUCUCCAUGGGACGUACAUUCUUAAAGCAGACAAGGAGAAGCUCACACUAAAAGAUACCAAAUCUGAUCAAGUUCUGUUCAACUGGCCCUAUAAGCUUCUGCGGCGGUAUGGAAGGGACAAGGUCAUGUUUUCAUUCGAGGCUGGGCGCAGAUGUGAUUCCGGUGCGGGGAACUUCACCUUUGAGACCAAGCAUGGCAACGACAUCUUCCUGCUGGUGGAGAGCAGCAUCCUGGAACAGAAGGCCCAGGCUGAGGGGAUCCGCCGAAGUCUCCCCCCGUCAGAGGCAGGAGACCAUGCUGCCUUGAGCUCAGUGGAACGGAGCCCCGAAUGCCCAUCACUUGAUGCAUCCCCGGCCCUUUCCUCCGAGGUGUUGGUGGUGGUGGGCACCAGCAGUGGGGGUCCAGCAGGCAGCCCUGACCACAAAUCCGGUUUAACUGAGGGCCAGGCCACACCCCACAGAAAGGAGCAGGCCCCGCCGCGGGGUGCGGAGGAGAAGGAGUUGUCCAAACUCCUCAAGAACCGGAGUCUGCCAGAGCCCCCGGCUGUGGGCCCCCCGACGCCACCGAGGUCCCCCAAGAUGUCCGCGUCGAGCAGCGAUCUGGCCUCCGUCUACUCUGACCCCGUGGACGCCCUGACCGUCGGCAAGUGUGGCUCAGACUGCCUGUACUCCGAGCCAGUUGACAGCGUCCCGACGUGCAAGCCCCAGGAGCCUGCGGCCUGGAAGGGCUUCAAAGACCGGAAAGCGCCAGGGCAGAGGGCGGAGCCUCUGUACGCGGACAUUUACGAGCGGGUGAACCAGGAUUUCUCCCGGCUUGCCCCUGGCGCUGGCCCAGCGGAGGAGCAUAUCUACGACGAGCCGGAGGGCCGGGCAUUCCAGCAGGUCCUGGAGGCCCGGGCCCCCUACCCCCUGCCCCCCUUCACUGCCAUCUACGACCAAGCUCAGCUGGCAGACUCGGCCGCUUGGAGAAGGAAGGGGUGCGUGGCAGGGCAUGCUGGGAAGGACGACGGCUCGGGCUCACCCCCACCGAGGGCCGUCGAGGCACAAGCUGCCAAACCAAAAAAGCCCAAGCCCUUGCCUGCACCGAAACCCACCAGCGGGCCAUUUGUAAAAGACAGGCGGGCAGACAUCAAGGAGUCUGGGAGGGAGCUAGUUAACCCUGAGCGGCCAACGCUUAAAACCAAUUUCAACAGCUCGAAUAACUGCAUCUACAGUAAGGUUGUGAAGCCCAAGCGGCUGGAGAAAGAAGUGUCAGUGGACGACGUCAACAUUAAGCCAGAGUCAAUUUAUGAAGAUCUUGGGAACCUUUGAUAGAUUCAGUCAGCUCUUCUGGGUAUUUCUUUGUUUUGGCUCUUAAAACAAAUUGUAAUUCUUUGUUCACGUGUGUCUCUGCGAGUGCUGUUACAAGCAGGGAUACAAUAUUAUUACCUCAUCUUAUGAACAGCAAAGAUUAAACUAUGAUCGGUAUCAUUGGUAUGUCCUUGUGUUCGACUAAAUGGUGAAACUGAGAUGAAUUUUACAUACUGAGAUACAAAAGACUGCAUCUCUAGAAAAUGUUUUCACAGAGCCAGGUACCAGAAUGGACAAAUUUCCUCUUCUCUAUAUUAAAUGUGAAAAGAGCCCUAAUGUGAUUGUGACGUCCCCUAGCUCAGUUCCUCUUGGGCUUGUAGCAGGAGAUCAACAGUCCAAUUUUCUUAGACAUCCACUUGGCCCUGCUUCCUAGUUUUGGUGGACCAUGUGGAACGAGGAUUUCUCAAUUCAUCCUGAGCAGAAACUUCAAGCCGACUCCUGUUUACAAAUGAAACAAAAACUGAAGUUGCUGGAAAAGCUCGGCAGGUCUGGCAGCAUCUGUGGAGAGAAAACAGUUAAUGUUUCGGGUCUGGUGACCCUUCCUCAGAGCUGUUUACAAUGUUCCACCUGCCAUGUGGUGAGAUGUAGGAUGACUCUGUUAAGGGAUGGGUGAGAAGAAGAGGAGAACAUACAAUAUUGGGGAAAGCCUCUUGCAAAAGAUGGACAAGAAGAUCAUGCCACAGAAGUAGAUGUUUCUUACACACAAUAGAAAAGUGCCCAAAUGGUGGUACUGAAUCUGGAACACCUUUUUUGUUUUUGUCACCAACUAUCUGUGGUGAAAGAGACCUCACCAAUAUGUGCUGUGAAGUUUACUUGUUUGAAUGAGAACUAUUAACUCUUCAUGAGGACUGUUUGCCAGACCUUCCUUUUAUAGUGGCCAUGUAGACACUUUUUAUUUCCUCGUUGUUAUUCCAGAGCCAUUAUUGUUUUCUGUUAUGUGUAUUGUGCUUUGAGGAUGUAUGGAAUCAUAUAGUCAUUCUGUAAAAUAUGUGUUGUUUGUGAUCCUGCUUCACUGUAUGACUGCUCACGAAAACAAUUCAUUGAUGCUGCAGGUAGGAGUAAAAACAAUAUGGGCAAGUGAUGGUUUUGUUUUUCUGUCUCUAAAUUCUGUUUCUUGCACCAGUGACUCCUUACCAAGUUGCUGCAGUUGGGAAAUUGGCUUGUGGGCACAGGAUCAAUAUCCCUCGAUUAUUGAGGGAAUUGAUGUUAUUUUCUUAACCAUACAGUCUUCCUUUGGAGAAUAGUGCCAAGUGGCUGAAGGAUUUGCAGGUUGUUGGGCUGUAAUAUGAAUGCUCUUUCUGUGGCAAUGAACACACAUUGACCAAAAGGUGGGACAUUAGACCUCGAGAUUGGAAGGGCUUCAUGAACUCUUGCAGUCCAUUUAACAAAGUGAAGAGGUCACUCAUUUCCACUCACUACGUUUUUCAUCUAGUAGGAACUGCACUCAGUCCAGAACUGCAUCCAUUUGUCAGAGCUUUCUGGAGCAGUUUUCAGAGGUGGGAAUACAGACCUUGAGCCAAAUAUUUGCUGACUGAGGGAUUGGGAAGAGGGAAAUAAAAAUGGCAAUGUUCAUGUUUGUGACCAAAUAAACCUGUUGGCUGUUGACAGUAGCCGCCCACUGAUCCUGCUCCUGUAAAGUUAUAGGCCAAGCUUUUUAAUUACAAAAUACAUAUAGCAUAGAAAUGGGCCAUUCAUCAAUCAACUUAUUAUGCUCCAUGUAACUCUUUCCCUCCCAUCAAAUUAUCCUUUUAUUCCUUUCUACUCUUGUGUUUAUUUAACCUCCCCUUUGACUACUCCAUGGUCGCAUUCCACAUUCUAACCAAACUGUAAGUCAUGCCUGACGUUUUGUAGAUCUCUGAAUACAUUGUCUUUGAAUAAAUUGUCAGAACAUCAAAAGAGAAGUGUAGAACUGGCAAAUUUUGAAGUUCAGCCUUGAAUUCCAAAACUUACAGGUGAAGUAAAACUUGGGAGAGUAGUGAUGGAUAUCAGGUAGAUUGGUCAGGCAGAAUUAAUGCAGUAAUUAAUACAGAUAAAUUUAAUGCAGUAAAUAGAGAAGUUUUGGAUGAAAAAUAUGCAAUUUGGAAGGGGAUACAGGAACAUAAAGAAAGAGAGAGAAGCCUGGGGGGAAAUGUGCACAAAUUGACAGCAGUGAGAAAAGGUUAAAAGGGCAGAGGGAAUCCUGGACUUUACAAAUGGACAGGGAGUACAAAAGCAAGGAAAUUAUGGUGAACCCUUAGAAAACCCUGGCUGAACCUCAACUGCAGUGUUGGAGUAUCCUUGUUAAACGAGGUGCUCAAAGGGUAGGUGAGAAUGAUAGAUCAGCCAUACACCUAAUGAAUGGUGCAAUAGGCUUGAAGGGCUGAAUGGCCUACUCCUGGUUAACUUUUGGGAACUAUUAUGGGAAAAAUGUGAGGGCUUUAGAGAGGACAUGGAAAAUAUUCACGAGAAUGAUUCCAGGGAUGAGGAAUGUCCUUUACAUGAAUAGCUUGGAGAAGGUGGGGUCGCUAUCAUUGAAGCGUUCUGGCCUAAAUGUGACUGCACACCCACAGUUAUGUGGUUACAAACAUCCCAUGUAAGAUUUAAAAAAAAAAUCUCUCUUCUAUUAAUGCACUUCUCCCAACCUAAAUAUUUGACCAAACUUUUGGACACCUGUCAUAAUAUCUUCUCUUGCCAGUAUAAAAUUUUGGUUGAACGGCCCUGUGGAGUACCUUGGGGCCUUUUACUAAAGGUAGUGGUGCUAGGAAACAAAAUAUUCACCUUUUGGUCAUCUUGGACAGCUGAUACAGUUCCAGGUGUUUUGUGAUCUUUCCAGUAAAAGGUUUAAGAUUAAUUUGUCCAGUAAUUCGUGGAUAUAUGUUAGGAGUUUAUUUUGUCUGCUAUGGAACCCUUAGUUCCUAAGCAUGAGACAACAAAAUAAUUAAAGAUUUCUGCUAUCAUUAAUUCUCUCUUGUUAAUCUUCGCUGGCACCCUGUUCUGAUAUUGCAUUUUGUUUUUUGCAAGGAAGAAAAUAAACUGCCAGAUCCUUGGGGAAAUACCAGUUUUUUUUUUCAAACUUUAAAUAUGAUUAAUCAAAGGUCAAUUUGCUUCCAAGGCAAUGCCUUGUAUUUAUCUAGUUAAUACCCGCAAAGGUUGAUCCCCAGCAGAUUGUCAUCUUUGAGGAGAGAUGUUAAAGCCAUGGUUAUGUUUCCAAUUUAUUUUAUCAUCUUUCUCUCUUCCUGUCUGCCCUUGAGGGUUAACUGAUUGACAGUCCUGGUUCAAAGCAGAUGGUUUCUGAUAUUUAUUUUCAACCAACAUAACUAAACCAGACCAUUGUCUCGUUGCUGUCUGUGGUAACUGCACCAUUCAAAUUGGUUUGCUCUAGUACUUCUGUUAAUACCAUGAAGAUACUUCCAAAAAUUACUUCAGCUCUGAAUUGUUUUCUGAGAUGCUGAUGUUUUGGGAAGUGUUGUAUAUGUCCAAGUUCAAAAAGAAGGGGCUAAAAUUCUUGUUAAAGAAAGAACAUUUUGGAUAGUUCAUUCCCAUAGUUGAUAAGACCAUAAGACAUAGGAGCGGAAGUAAGGCCAUUCGACCAAUCGAGUCCACUCCGCCAUUCAAUCAUG
Molecule: messenger RNA, 5720 nt
Organism: Chiloscyllium plagiosum (whitespotted bambooshark)
Lineage: Eukaryota; Metazoa; Chordata; Chondrichthyes; Orectolobiformes; Hemiscylliidae
Gene: dok1b
Product: docking protein 1b
Biological process (GO): Ras protein signal transduction; positive regulation of MAPK cascade; cell surface receptor protein tyrosine kinase signaling pathway
Cellular component (GO): cytoplasm
Source: RefSeq, a predicted model, not a curated record